Molecule: messenger RNA, 4672 nt
Organism: Petromyzon marinus (sea lamprey)
Lineage: Eukaryota; Metazoa; Chordata; Hyperoartia; Petromyzontiformes; Petromyzontidae
Biological process (GO): neuromuscular junction development
Cellular component (GO): presynaptic active zone
Molecular function (GO): protein binding
Source: RefSeq, a predicted model, not a curated record
CCCCUCCCGUCGUCCCCAGGGCUUCUGCCGGCAGCUCGAGGACCUCUCGAUGCGAAUCUCGGAGCUGCGGGGCUCCAAGGCUGAGUACGAAUCGCUCCUCCAGUCGACCAAGUCGGAACUGGCUGAGUUGCGGGAGAGACUGAGCCUCCGGGAGGAUGGCGAGAAACUCGGUGCCGUCAGGAGGAACGGCGCUACCCUGGGAGGGCAGCACGGCGACCCCAGUGGGGCAGAUGAGCAGCAGAUGAAAGUGCUGGUGGCCUCGCUUUUGGAAGCGAAUGAGAAACAGGAACGCAAGAUCUCCGAGCUACAGGAGAUGGUGCAGAUGGUCGGACUCAAGAAGGACGGGUACACGGUCGUGGAAAACCCGGACUCGGACCGACCGGAGUAUGGCAAAAUCAAACCGCAGCGAUUACACCAGCUCAACCACAACCACAGCCACGAGCGCAACCACGUGUGUGAAGAACAGCUGGGCAGCGAAGAGAUAAGCAGAGGACAACACACAAACGCACGCAGAGACAAGACAGAUGCAGAUCAGAUAGUUGCACCGCAGAUUCAAAUCGCAACGGAAGGGACAUAUGAGAUCAAUGUAGAUCGGGUAGGCGCAGAGCGGGAACACACGAGCAGAGAAGAGAUCGGUACAGAAGAGACAGGCAGAUAUAAGGCAGGCGCAGACGUGAUGGGCAUGAACACAGAGCAGAAUAGCGUACACAAGAUAUGCACAGAGCCGAUGCGCAGGGGGGAGAUACACGAAACACAGAUACACGGAACACAGAUGAAUGGAACACAGAUGAACGGAGGGCAGAUAGACUUAACGCACAUGAGCGUAAGCGCAGAACAGAUACAUAGGGAGGAGAGAGCCACAGCGCAGAUAUACGCAGAAAAGACAGGAGCAGAAUCGAGACGUAUGGAACACAGAGCCGCAGAACAGAUGAAUAGGGAACAGAUAGCCGCAGAACAGAUGAAUAGGGAACAGAUGAAUAGGGAACAGAUAGCCGCAGAACAGAUGAAUAGGGAACAGAUGAAUAGGGAACAGAUAGCCGCAGAACAGAUGAAUAGGGAACAGAUGAAUAGGGAACAGAUGAAUAGGGAACAGAUGAAUAGGGAACAGAUGAAUAGGGAACAGAUAGCCACAGGACAGAUGGGCACCAAAGAGGUAGCUUCACAGCAGAUGAACAGAGAUGAGAUGGGCAGAGCAGAGAUAAACGCAGGCAACGUUGGCACCGAUCAGAUUAACGCGGAACAGAUAGCCAAAGGACAGAUAGCCACUGACCAGAUAGCUACAGGACAGAUACCCAAAGUAGAGAUAGCCACAGAAUACAUAGCCACAAAAAACAUAGCUCAAGAACGUAUAGCUACAGACCAAAUCGGUACAGGACAGAUACCCGAAGCAGAGAUAGCCACAAAACAUAUAUCCACAAUACAUAUAGCCAAAGUACAGAUAGCCAAAGGCCAGAUAGCCAAAGACCAGGUAGCCACAGACCAGAUAGGUGCAUCUGAUAUUGACACAGAGCAGAUGAACAGAGAUGAGAUGGUCGGAGCGCAGAUGAACGCAGGCGACCUUGGCAAAGAGCAGGCGAGCGCGGAACACCCUUCAGCUGAGCCAUCAGUGACAGACGAGACGAUCGCAAACCAACCAGCAGCAGAUCACACGACCACGGAACCGCAAGGCCAAGCCCAUGCAGGCCAAGAGCUCACGGCCACCGGGCAGCUGGAGUCCGUCCCCUUGGCUCCUCGAGGUGAAGAGGAUGCGAGGAGCCCGGAGGUCACCGGCGCUGAGGGAACGACGGAGGAGGAGAUGGAGCCACGACCUCAGCACGUGACGCCGUGCCCUGCUGGGGAGGGGACGAUGCCAGACAGCGAGGCCACACCGCACGGAUGCAGCAGCAGCAGCGAUGACGAUGGAGACGCCUGGAGCCCCAGCGAUGCCAGCGCUCAGGUCGACAACAACGGGGAAGCGAGGACGACCCACGCGGCACCGGCCGUGUUCACCGCGGAGCCGCGUGGCCACAGCGCGGCCCGGAACGGCGACGAGCGUGGCCCUGCUCAGGCCCGCACGGACCAAGCGGCCGCGACCCCGAAGGACGGAAAGUUCAGGAUGAGUCUGAGACGGAAGGCAUCCUUCAGACGGCUGAGCUUGUUCAAGAGGAGGAGCCAGAAGCAAAGGGGCAGCGAACUCGCGUCAAACGCAGGAGUGGCCGAGGAGCCUGGGCCGAGCUCGGAGGCCCAGGAACUCCUGGAACGGAUUUCUCCCGCCACGAUCCAUCUCCGCGGAAUUGGAUCGACGGACGUCCCAGAGGCGACGCCUUCGUCGCCGUCCGUGGAGAGGAAGAGAAGGGACAGCAGUUUCCGGAGGCUCCUCAACAAGCUUAGGAAGACUCCGUCGCUGGGGCAGAACGGCGAUGGCCUGACGCUGGGUGUCGAACUCAGACACAGGAGCUUUCGGGCCCCGCACUGCCGGUGGAGCUGGGCCCUGGACCCGCGCGCCUCCCAUGGGGAGCUGGAGACCCCGUUCGCCAGCUGGGGUGUGGAGCAGGUGUGCGGCUGGCUCAGCGAGCUGGGCCUGGGCGCGUGCGUGGGCCUGGCGCGGCAGUGGGUGGUGCGAGGGGACACGCUGCUGCGGGCCACGCCGGAGGACCUGGAGCAGGAGCUGGGGCUCAAGAACCCCCUGCACAGGAAGAAGCUCACGCUGGCGCUGCAAGCGCUCGGCUCCGGAGAGGCAGUGGGGACCGAUGCCCUGCACCACACCUGGGUGAUGCGCUGGCUGGACGACGUUGGGCUGCCCCAGUACAAGGAGCAGUUCCAUGAGGCACGCGUGGACGGGCGGAUGCUGCACUACAUCACCACGGAGGACCUGCUGCUGCUCAAGGUCACGAACCUGCUGCACCACCUGAGCAUCAAGCGUGCGGUGCAGGUGCUCCGACUCAACCACUUCCAGCCGGACUGCUUCAUCCGCUCCGCCCCGGAGGGCGCCGGAGAGGCGGGCGACGUGAGCCGGUGGCCCAACGAGCGAGUGAUGCGCUGGCUCCGCUCCGUGGACUUGGGGGAGUUUGCGCCCAACCUUCGUGGGAGCGGCGUUCACGGCGGUCUCAUGAUCUUCGAGCCGCGCUUCAGCGUGGAGACGCUGGCGAGCCUGCUGAGCAUCCCGCCCGGCAAGACGCUGCUGCGCCGACACCUGAGCACCAGCUUCAGCCUGCUGGUGGGCCGCGAGGCGCAGCGGGACAAGCAGGCAGCGGCGGACGCCGACGGCUGGGCUCCUCUCUCCGUCAGCGCCAGGGUCAAGGCGCAGCGACGCCGCGGAUUUGUCCGAGGGCGGCAGGAGACGAAGGGGGCGGCGGCGGAUUUCACCGAAUACCUGUGCCCCAUGGAGCUGGGCUGGGGCCCCUCGCAGGGAUCUCCCCCUGAGUCCCCUCUGUACGGACUCACGGGGACACCCCUCCGCAGGGGUCGCAGUCAGGAUGAGCUGGACUGCAUCGACGAGACAGGGAGCUCCGAGUCGGUGGUGAGGAAGUUGGGGGAGUUCUCACACGACAUCGAGAACCUGACGACGAGCCUGUUGCACGAAGACUGAUUCUCACGCUGGGAGGAACACGAUCGCGGGGAGAUGCGGCGAGCCCUUGCCGCCGGAACAAACAGAUCGUUCGCUGCUCGCCAACGUCUCCCGCAGCCAACACACUCUGUCAGUGAGCGGCGGGGGUCGAGAGGUCACGCCCGACCGCGCCGCGUGCGCUAACAAGAUGACCCUGCUCACUGCUUCCGCUGUGCGCGACGCCCAACGGCGGUUAUGUCCAAACGGACCAGACUGGGCCCCGCCAUGGGAAUGUGGAAUUGCCGCACCCUGGAAGGGCCCCCACUUGAGACACCUCCACAGAGUGACCCCCCACUUCGAUUAGCACGGUUGGCUUCGACAUACGUAUGUACACACAAGGUAUUUUUGGCCGACUCUUACACGGUGGCCAGAUGUCUCGGGAGAUUUAGGGAACGGGGUCCCCGUCGGGGUCAGUUGCCGCUCCGGGAGAUCGUAUCGACCCCCGACCCCCGCGGCCACUUCUGAACCGCAGCUCGCCGGUAGGAGCCACUUAGAAUUAUCGCCAAUUUUUCUGUUGUUUCUCGUACGAUGAACUUUGAACGGAUAUUAUCGACGUCGCAGAUGUUUUUUUAAACACCGUCAAACAUUGAUCGUGUUGGCGAGGCGCAGGCUUGCGCGACGAAGCUUGUUCACGCGCCGGGUGGAGAAGAGACGCGCACCUCCCGCGAGCAUCCGGCGCCUCCACUUUAUUAAUGGAUUCAUGGGCGCGUAGCAACAGCAGUGGCAUACAAAUGUGAUCUCGGCUCACACUCACGUGCCACCUCCCCUCCAUCCCCUCACCCACCCUCCUUCCAAGCCUGUACACGCUGCUGGGUCAAUAGCUUUUAGCGAGCGCCUAUUAAGGCCGGCAUAGCAGGAUUGGUGACGGAUUCCGAGACGCGUCAUUCCUAAUUGCGUCAGCGCGCCGAACCGGCUACUCUUUCAUUUCGUGCCGAGUCCACUUUAGGGUGGGACAAACGAGGUAUCGUGUGCCAGGUGAAGCGAUCGUGUAACGGUUAGCGCGUUGCACUACGGAUCUGGUCGACCCGAGUUCGAUUCCCGCUCACGGCCUACACCAUUGACGAUUAUCUGAACCGGUCCUGGACC